AUGUAUUGCACGGGGUUUCCCGCCCGGAGCACAGUACCAAACGCGGCUUCCAGGGGGUAUAAGCAUUGGGAUGUCGAGAUUGUACAGGAUAUUGAGUCUUCACUACUCCUCUACCUAGAAGCAAAAGCAUUCGACCAAUUUGGGAGCGGAUUGGCCGAGUGAGUGAUUGUGAAUAUAUGCAGUGCUUGCACUGAUUCCAAUAUUUCUUUAAAAUUAUCUUACCUUGUUUAUGUUAGGGAAUUGUCGCCUCAUCUCCGAUUUCCAAAGCAUUCUUGUUUCCGCUGGCCCUGGCGAUUAGGUUUCUCUCCUAGAUCUGGGCAAUUGACUACGGCCGACUCAACCGCCAGGGUUAAAGGUCUGGAAACUAACCGUACCAGGCCGUCUCGGGGAUCGGACGUAAGGCUAUCAUACAACUGUGCAGCGCCCACAGCCUACGUGGCACUGCCGGAAGCAGCCCCCAGUCCCCUGCUGUAG
Messenger RNA from Tuber aestivum (summer truffle), 474 nucleotides. NCBI's taxonomy places the organism in Eukaryota, Fungi, Ascomycota, Pezizomycetes, Pezizales, Tuberaceae. The record is from the annotation of a GenBank genome assembly.